AUGAAUGAAACAGUACCACUGUUCGAGACUCCGAUCGAAACUUCAAACGUAGCAGCUGGCGAGAAUUCGACAGCAGAAACGAUAUUAUCAGAGUACGGCAUUGAAGUCAGCAAAAAUGUGUUAGAUAUUAUGAACGACGCUGUAGCGAGCAAUUUUACAAGGAAUACGCUUCGAAAGAUUCUCACGGCUUUAUAUGAUGAGAUUGAUCCUAUCUAUCGUGAUGUGUACAAAACGAAGGUGGUACCCAAACUGUCUGGAUUGUCGGAGGGAAAGCAAACGCUUCUAGACGAGUUUUUGAAGACGUAUAAUCUGACCCAAUCAGAUAUAGACAAAGACUCAGAAAUACGCCGACGCUCCAAAGCCAUUGAGCAGUUACUGGAGAAGCAGCGCAAGGCUGCAGAGGAGGGACGCGAGCGUUUUGCUAUGUACGGAAACCAUUCUCUGGAAAGCGAUGCGUGA
Molecule: messenger RNA, 459 nt
Organism: Cylicocyclus nassatus
Lineage: Eukaryota; Metazoa; Nematoda; Chromadorea; Rhabditida; Strongylidae
Source: the annotation of a GenBank genome assembly